Molecule: messenger RNA, 1662 nt
Organism: Tilletiopsis washingtonensis
Lineage: Eukaryota; Fungi; Basidiomycota; Exobasidiomycetes; Entylomatales
Exons: 6
Coding region: 225-1382 (385 amino acids)
Source: RefSeq, a predicted model, not a curated record
CCGCCGUCGGCGAGUCGGCCGAGGCGGCGCUCGGCGGCUGGCACUAUGCGCCGCUCUUCGUCGCCCUCGCGCCCGCCGCCGGCGCGCUCUUCGGCGGGCGCGCCGACGCCUGGAGCGACGCCAUCCUGCUGCUGCUCGCCGCCUUCUGGCUCUACCAGUUCCUCAAGGUGCCGCACGACAUCUACUCUGCAGCUCGCACGCGCCGCAUCCUGCACGCCGACGCCAUGCCCGCCGCGAACGACCCGCUCGCGCCGCAGCGCGAGGCCGCCGCCGCCGAGCUGCGCCGCGUCGAGCUGGCCAGCCUGCUCGCCUGCAUGGCCAGCCCCAUGGUGGGCGGCUGGAUGCUCAGCUGGCUCAUGGAGAACCUGACCGACGGCAACCGCUACCUCAACAAGUUCAAUAUCCGCCUCUUCAUGCUUGCCGCCGGCAUCAAGCCGUGGACACACGCCUUCUCGCUGCUGCGUCGCCGCCUGCUGCACCUGCACGAGGCCGUGCUCUACCCCUCGUCGCGCGUCGAGGCGCUCAACCGCCGCGUCGCCGCCGUCGAGUCGGGCCUGCACUCGAUGCGCCGCGUCGUCGCGCUCAAGGAGGAUGUCUCGCUGCUGCGCGACGGCAUCGACAUGCCGCUGACGCAGCUGAGCCGCUCGAUGCGCCGCUAUGAGAAGAAGGAGGAGCAUCUGCGCCUGAGUGCCGAGGACAAGUUCAGCCUGAUGGAGAGCCGCCUCGAAGAUCUGCUGCGAGAGGUCGCCAUCAACGCCGAGCUCAUCGAGGAGGAGCGGCGCGAGCGCGAGCGCGCAACGACAUUUGGCGCCUCGCUCUUCAACGCUGUCAAAUUUGCGCUCGGUCAGGGCUCCGGCUCGCAGCGCCAGUAUCUGUACGAUGCGCCGCGCAGCCUGCCGUCCACUGCGUCGCUCGGCAUCGGCGGGCCUGUAGACAGCUCGUCAGCGGCCUCGACGCCUGCCUCGGCCGCGACGCUCUCGCCGCCCGGCUCGCAGAUUCUCGGGCACGCCGGCGCCAAGAGCGGCUCGGCCGGCUACCAGGGCUCGCCGCCGCGCUACGUUGCUCCGGCGGCGCAGUCGCCUGCCGUCGCUUUCGGCCCAGAGAAGCCGACGCACAUCGCUUCGCACGACGCCUGGUACACGCACGGCGCAGCCUACUACCUUUCGCUGCCCAUCGCGCUGCCGCUCUCGCUCUCCAACGCCGCGCUGGCCAAGGUGCGCGGCGUCGCCGCCGACGCCAACACGACGGCGUACGCCUACCAGGCGCAGCAGCAGCAGCAGGAACAGCUGCGCGCCGCCGUCAACGGCCACGCCUCCGUGCCGCGCAGCAAGUCGCACAGCUCGCACUCGCAGCGCCGGCUGGAGAGCUACGGCAAGGCGUGAUGCACAGAUGCCUGCGCGGCGCUGCCCACGGCAGGCCCGCACCAUGUCUGUCUGCAUCUCUGAUGUCCUCGCUCGCCCUCGCCGCCUCGUAUACGCACAGUCACGCCUCACGUUUGUCUCCUGGGCUCGCACGUCAGUUCUCUCCUGCCCGACUCGACGCAUCACGAUCCGCGCGUCGCGGGCGCCAUUCCCCUACGCCAGCCCCUAUACUGUAAUUGUCUUUGCCUUUCUCUCCUCUCUGGUUCUGUCGGCGCGAGUGAACGAUCACAUUGCACUCCAU